Messenger RNA from Plodia interpunctella (Indianmeal moth), 6233 nucleotides. RefSeq names its product Epidermal growth factor receptor (gene Egfr). Gene Ontology annotation, biological process: negative regulation of apoptotic process; cell surface receptor protein tyrosine kinase signaling pathway; positive regulation of kinase activity. Lineage: Eukaryota; Metazoa; Arthropoda; Insecta; Lepidoptera; Pyralidae. Gene Ontology annotation, molecular function: ATP binding; transmembrane receptor protein tyrosine kinase activity. The record is from RefSeq and is a predicted model, not a curated record. Bases 64 to 4437 code for a protein of 1457 amino acids. The transcript is spliced from 5 exons. Gene Ontology annotation, cellular component: plasma membrane; basal plasma membrane; signaling receptor complex.
UACACGAUGGAAGUUCGUACCGGUCGGUCGUGUGUCGGACCACGUCGCGAGUGAUGUCGCAGCAUGAGUGCUGCGCGUGCCUUCUUGUGGUGCCUCCUCUUGUGCGCAGGAGCGGGCCUCGGCCUCGGCGCCGAGCGUCGCCAUCGCAACAACCACGUCAGCCACGCCGGAUCCCGACAUAAACAUUCCGAGUUCGUUAAAGGAAAGAUAUGCAUCGGAACAAAUGGACGGAUGUCGGUGCCAUCGAAUCGCGACACCCACUACAGGAAUCUUCGCGAUCGCUUCACGAACUGUACCUACGUCGACGGUAACCUCGAGCUGACAUGGCUGCAAAACGACACAAUGGACUUGUCUUUCUUGAAAUACAUAAGAGAAGUCACCGGAUACGUCCUUAUAUCGUAUGUGAACGUGCGACAGAUUAUCCUGCCGCAAUUGCAGAUCAUUCGAGGCAGAACACUAUUCAAAUUAAAUGUGAGAGAUGAAGAGUUCGCCCUCAUUGUGACCAUGUCAUCGGCUUUCACCUUAGAACUGCCGGCGCUUCGUGACGUCCUCCGAGGAAGCGUGGGCAUCUAUAACAACUACAAUCUCUGCCACGUCAAAACGAUAAACUGGGAGGAAAUAAUAACUGGUCCUAAUGCGACUUAUGUUUAUGUUUACGAUUUUCAAACACCAGAACGCGUCUGCUCCCGAUGCCACCCAUCUUGUGAAGGAGGAUGCUGGGGAGAAGGUCCUGAAAACUGUCAAAAGUUCUCAAAAACCAUUUGCAGUCCUCAGUGUGACCAAGGUCGAUGUUUUGGCAAGAACCCUAGGGACUGUUGUAACACAUUUUGCGCCGGCGGAUGCACCGGUCCGCUACCAACGCAAUGUCUUGCCUGCCGAAAUUUCUACGAUGAAGGCACUUGCUCUCAGGAAUGUCCGCCGAUGCAAAUAUAUAACCCAACUACGUAUUCCUGGGAGCCCAACCCGAACGGGAAAUACGCUUACGGUGCGACAUGUGUCCGAAAUUGUCCCGAGCAUCUCCUGAAAGACAACGGAGCCUGCGUUAGAAGCUGCCCACCGAACAAGACUGCUGUCAAUGGUGAAUGCAAACCAUGCAAUGUAACAUGUCCGAAAACAUGCCGAGCUGAGAAACCUAUACAUUCCGGAAAUAUAAAGAGUUUUAGAGACUGCACUAUAAUAGAUGGAUCUAUAGAAAUUCUCGAAAUGACUUUCACUGGAUUUCAACACGUAAACUCAGAUUAUUCAUUUGGUGAGAGAUAUCCUAAGAUGGAUCCAGACAUGUUAGAAGUGUUUAGCACGGUGCGUGAGGUAACUGGAUAUUUGAAUGUGCAAGCUCUGCAUCCAAAUUUUACUAGUCUUUCUUAUUUCCGAAAUCUGGAAGUAAUUGGCGGACGACAAGUUGUGGAAAACCUUUUCGCCUCUUUGUAUAUCGUCAAAACAUCUCUCAAGUCCUUGGGACUUAAGUCGCUGAAAAAAGUGAACUCUGGUGCUAUAGCAAUAAUGGAAAACAAAGAUCUGUGCUUUGCCGAUAAAAUAGCCUGGAAUAAAUUAGUGAAAUCGAAAGACCAUAAACAAAUCAUUCAAAACAACGGAGACGAAAAGACGUGUGAACAUUUGGUGUGCGAUCCGCAAUGCUCCGCCGACGGAUGCUGGGGCCCCGGCUCCGACCAGUGCCUUUCAUGCCAAAACUUCAAAUUCGGAGAAAUGUGCAUACAAAACUGUAGCAUUAUACCAGGCUUAUACAAAGCCGGACCGAAGACUUGCGAGAAAUGUCAUUCAGAGUGUCUUGGCGGAUGCACGGGUCCCAGUCAUGCCAACUGCACAGAAUGUAAACAUGUACGGGAUGGACCUUUCUGCGUUGAAAAAUGUCCGAUAUCCAGAUAUCCUUCGACAAACGGCACCUGUAUGCCAUGCCACGAAAACUGCAAUAGAGACAAGGGCUGCACAGGCCCUUUGAACACUGUUGGCGAAGGUGGAUGCAAUUAUUGCAGGAAAGCAAUAAUUACUGUUGAAGCAACAGUAGAACGCUGCCUCAAAGAGAACGAAACAUGUCCGGAUGGUUACUACAACGAAUGGGUAGGAAAUGUCAAGCCGCUGGAUGAACAGGUGAACAUUGGUUGCCGAAAGUGCCAUCCACUCUGUCGACAAUGCACAGGGUUUGGAAUCCACACUCACAUGUGCACUGUAUGCAAAGGAUAUAGGAGAGGAGAUCAGUGCGAGGAAGAAUGUCCAGGAGAUCACUUUACCGACGAAGUAGCCAGAACUUGCACACCGUGUCACCAAGAAUGCCGCGGUUGCAUCGGACCCUCUUCAACAGAUUGUGUGAAGUGUAAAAAUCUAAAAAUAUUCCUCAAUGAAGACAAUUCUGUUGAUUCCAACACUUCUUUCAAUUGUACGGAUGUGUGCCCAGAAAAUAAGCCUCAUAAAAUAUAUUUCGAUGAAUUAUUACAAGACCCAAUUGACGAACCUUAUUGCUCUGAAUCAGCUAACGAUUUGCCUUCGAUGACUACCGCAAAAACGCCAACUGUUUUGGUAAUUAUAUUAGUGAUUGCAUUUGUUCUACUAGUUACUCUGGGAAUAAUCGGCUACACAUGUAGACAGAAAGCGAAAGCUAAAAAAGAAGCAGUAAAAAUGACAAUGGUCCUUACAGGAUGCGAGGAUAAUGAGCCUCUUCGGCCAACAAAUGUAAAGCCAAAUCUAGCCAAGCUGCGAAUCGUAAAAGAAGGUGAGCUUCGAAGAGGAGGCAUGUUAGGAUUCGGUGCUUUUGGAAAAGUGUAUAAAGGGGUUUGGGUUCCAGAAGGUGAGAAUGUUAAGAUUCCGGUUGCUAUCAAAGUGCUGAAAGAAGGUACAGGUGCCAAUACCAGUAAAGAGUUCCUAGAAGAGGCGUACAUAAUGGCAAGUGUCGAGCAUCCUAAUUUACUUCAGUUACUGGCUGUUUGUAUGACGAAUCAGAUGAUGUUGAUCACUCAGUUGAUGCCACUCGGAUGCUUGCUGGAUUACGUCAGAACACAUAAAGAAAAAAUUGGUUCGAAAGCCUUUUUGAACUGGUGCACUCAAAUAGCCCGCGGAAUGGCGUACUUAGAAGAAAAGAGACUGGUGCACAGAGAUUUAGCAGCUAGAAAUGUUUUAGUACAAACUCCGAACUGUGUGAAGAUAACAGAUUUCGGUUUAGCGAAAUUGCUAGAUAUAAAUGAGGAUGAAUACAAAGCAGCAGGAGGAAAGAUGCCUAUAAAGUGGCUUGCCCUGGAGUGCAUACAGCAUAGGAUAUUUACGCACAAGAGCGAUGUUUGGGCGUUCGGUGUGACUAUUUGGGAAAUAUUAAGUUAUGGUGCACGACCGUACGAAAAUAUUUCUGCAAGAAAUGUACCGGAGUUGAUUGAAAACGGACUGAAGCUGCCUCAGCCUAGCAUCUGCACCCUGGACAUUUACUGCACAAUGGUCUCAUGUUGGAUGCUGGACGCAGAUAGCCGGCCCACAUUCAAAGAAUUGACGGACACGUUCGCUGAAAUGGCGAGAGACCCUGGAAGAUACCUCGUCAUACCUGGUGACAAGUUUAUGCGCUUGCCAUCCUACUCUACACAGGAUGAAAAGGAAAUGAUACGAAAUCUUUCGUCGGCGAUGGAAGGUCCAGAAUCGUUGGUAGAAGCCGACGAAUACUUGCAGCCUAAAUUCAAAACAGUGCCAGGCACUGUCACCUCAAAUUCCGCCAUGAGCGCCGGAGUAGAAACUCAAACCAGUUCCCUCAAGCCGUGCACGUCCUCUUCCUGGGCCAACAAUGUCACCGGCCCCGAGUGCCUCACUUCGGACGGCUCCAAUAGACCCGAGACGUGGGAUCAAGAGCUCCUCAGAUAUAACCAUCAAAUCAAUCCUGAUGGACCUGAAUUGAGGCAUUAUUAUAAUAAUGGGGUCUGCGCUUCAGAUAGCUCCAGUUCCAGAUACUGUAGUGACCCCAUGAAGACGCGGCCAGAUGGCUCUAUAGACGGCAAUUUCGACAGCAUGUCGAAAACAAAAGAAGCUCAAGUCGGAAACUUGAAGUUGAAUUUGCCACUGGACGAGGACGAUUACUUGAUGCCAUCGCCGCAACACAACCAGAACGCUUCAGCGUAUAUGGAUUUGAUAGGCGAGGGCGGCGAGGGCCAGGACGUGAAAGAGAUUCGGUACAACAGCUUCGUGGGUCCGAAGCGGUGCGUUGACAACCCUGAGUACUUGAUGUCGGACGAGAGCGUGCCGGCGCAGACUCUGGGGAUUCCGACGGAGCCGCUGCCGCUGGAGUCGCUGUGCGUGAGCGAGGGCAGUGGCGACGGCGCGCCGCGGCCCGGCACCAGCAAGUACCUGCCGCAGCGCUCGGUGGAGGAGGAGUCCAUGUCGGACCACGAGUACUACAACGACCUGCAGCGCGAGCUCCAGCCUCUCCGCAGAAACGAGACCACAGUGUGACGCUCGCGCGGUGACUUUCGCUUUUCGAUGACUUUUUUACUUAAUAGUGCGCGCCGCGCCCCUCGUGCCAUUCAACCGAUGGCUAGUGUUAGCUUGUUGAUAAAUUUCGACUAAGAAUUUUAUUUCAGUUAUAAUAAACGACUUGUUAUCUUUUUCUACUUAAAUUUUGUAAAGGAACUGUUACGAUAUAGUAAUUUGUAAAAAUAUUUCAAUGCAUCAGUUUGUCUGACGCACUUAACAAAUUAUAAGUUAUUUAUUAAUUUAGAAUAAGGAUGGCUAUGUUUACGUUUCUCGGAUGCUAUAGCGUUAAGAAAUAGCGAUGCAGUAGUUUCGAGUGUUAAUUUAAUGUUAAACUGUGAUAAUUAGAUUAAUUACAAUAUAAUGGGACCAGUGAAAUAAUUAAGUGCAGGCCAAAACAGAAACUUUCGUUAAAAAGUGAAUGAAAGAAAAUAUUGCCUUUAUUACGUCUACAUUCCUCUAUGCUGUAUACUUGUUCCCAUAAAGGAAUGUAGAUAUAAUUACUAUAGAUACUAUGCAUAUUUUAAGAAAUUUUAUUAUUCUAUAUUUUCUUUAAUAUUCUUCCUGUAUGUAUUUCCACAGAUACAUUCCUAAACAAUGGCUUAUUAUUUAAAUCUUGCCAAGGAUGGGACCACUGGGAACCAACGCAGCUGGCCAACUUGCUCUGUAAACUUGCCUAAAUCUACCAUUAGAUUCUGUAUUAUAGUAUGUAAAUAUUGUCUAUAUGUUGACAAAGUUUUAUACAUAUUUAUAGCAAGCACACAAAAGACAUUAAUUUUAAGAUUUCGAGCUGUCAUUAGCACAAAACGAGCUCAAAUAUUUCCAGCCGAAAUGCAAUUUUAAUUUUAAUUUAAUAUUAUUUAGAUAAGUGUUUUUGUUAGACCAAUGCCAUUAACUUGUAAAUAUAUAUCUAUCCAACUGUACAUAUUUUAUAAUAGUAUCUGCGUGUCUGGAGGAUCAAGUUUAGAAUUCGUUAAUUACCAAUAAUUUGAUUUGUAAAAGAAAUACAAUAUUUUGUCGAAAACAAUAGAAUAUGUUGAAAUAAAAUUGACAAACAAAAAAUAGUUUACUUACUUUUAUCUACAGACUAUAUGUAAACUUAAAUUUUAAUAUUAUCUUUAUACUAUUCCCUAAAAUUACGCAGGUAACAUUAAAAUUCCAAGCAUGGUCCUUCGGAUCAUACAGACACACAAUAUAUUUUUUAUUAAAAGUUUUUGUAUGUCGUAGUUGCUACGGACAUAUUGAACGCCAAUGUAAUUUUUGUUUUCCUUUUAUUAAUAAAUAUUAUGAAAUCCGUGCUAAUGCUAAAUUUAAUUGUGCCAUUACAAAUAAAAUAGGAUACAAUAUAAACUAUAACGUAUUGGAUACGAAUAUGUUUACGAUAAGGAAAGUAAACUGCAUUAUAUAUAUUAUAUAUAGCAGUGAAUUAAUGUUCAGAAAGCCUAUGCAAGGAUUUUUAUAAUAUACUUACUUUUUGUUUAUAAGUUUUCUUCUAAAGCUGAAGUUUUAUCAAAGGAAAAUUAAUGAAAUUUUACAUGAAAAAAACAUGUUAUGAUUAAAUAUCCUUAUCUUUAACUCGGAAUUUAAUUUAGUACAUUUAUUAUAUAUAUACUUAUAUAUUAAUCGAAAAUAAUUAUGAUUAAUCCCGAUCAUAUAUAUUGCUUAGGGUUCCGACAUAUACCUCAAAAGCAAAUAACAGAAUCCUUGUAGAAUUAUUUUAUUGUAAUUUUUCCGAGAACAACGUCAAGGUAUCUAUUUGCAAAUAUAUAUAUAUAUAU